UCCGGUGGAACCCCCACGUCCCCCCACCUUGUGCCAGUGGUGUGGGGUCCCUCCAGUCCCGCUGGCAGGCGCACGGGGGGUGGGGGGUGGGGAGCUGGAUGCCGGGAGCUGCCCCUGCUUCCCCGGAAGCCCGUGGCUCGGUGUCACGAGCUGGCACCGCGCGUCCGGUCUCAGCCGCCUCUCAUUCCAGUGCAGCCCAUCAAGAUCAGGACCCGCUGGAAGGAGCCGACACCUCCAUGCCACGUGGAGAUCUGCCUAGACCUCAGCUACGGCACCAGCGGCAGCGCCCCCGGCUCCAUGGGCAGUGCCAGGGUCAACGCGUCGGACUCAGACAACGACUAUGACGACGUGGACAUCCCCAGCAGCUGUGACCCGGCCAGGCCCACGCUGCCAGCCGACGCUGACGUGCCGCCCCCACUGCCCCCCAAGCCCAAGUUCCGGAGCCGGUCCGACGAGACACCCGCCGAGGAGAUGCGGCCCCAGCCCGGGGGGCAGCUCCUGCAGCGCCCCGGCACCCCGGUCUCCCUGGUGCGGUGCUCCAGCGGGCCUGUGGGGAGCCGGACCCCACACCCCACCCAGCACGCCGACCCCCGCCGCUCCCACCUCUCGGCCAGCUCAGAUCCCACCUUGUGGCCCGGACCCCGGAGCGAGGAGCCCCCCGUCCUGCCCCCCAAGACAGAGAAGAAACGGAGACAGGACGGAUCCCUCUUCAAGAAGGUCUUUAACGGCUGCCCCCUGCGCAUCGCGGCCACGGCCACCUGGACGCACCCCACCACCCAAGACCCACACCUGAUCCUGGGGGCCGAGGAGGGGAUCUUCACCCUGAACCGCAGCGAGCCGGAGGCCACGCUGGAGCUGCUCUACCACAGCCGGACCUCGUGGGUCUAUUCCAUCGGCAACGUGCUCAUGUCCAUCUCGGGGAAGACCCCCCAGCUAUACUCCCACAGCCUGACCAGCCUGUACGAGCAGAGCAAGAGGGAGCAGCGCCCCGGCGUCCACAUCGCCCCCCACCGUCUGCUGCCCAGGAAAAACGCCACCUCCACGAAGAUCCCUGACACCAAGGGCUGCCGGGCCUGCUGUGUGGCCCGGCACGCGCGGAGCGGCUGCCACUACCUGUGCGGGGCGCUGGAGGCCAGCGUGGUCCUGCUCCAGUGGUACGAGCCCAUGCAGAAGUUCAUGCUGGUGAAGCACUUCGACUUCCCGCUGCCCACCCCCCUGCCCGUCUUCGAGAUGCUGGUGGCGCCCGGCGACGAGUACCCGGCUGUGUGCAUCGGGGUGAGCCCGGGCCCCUCGCCCGCCCAGCCCAUCCAUUUCCACACCAUCAACCUCAACUCCCUCACCUCUUGGUUCACCCACACCGGCGCCGACGUGUCCUGCCCCGGCCCGGUCCAGGUGAGCCAGAUGGACAGCGAUACGGUGCUGGUGCUGCUGGACAGGAGCGUGAAGAUCGUCACCCUGCAGGGCACCCUGGUGCGGAAGCUGCUGGCCCCCGACAUCACCUUCGACGUCGCCGUGGAGACCAUAGCGCUGGGGCAGAACUGCAUGCAAGCUUUCUGGCGCCACGGCGUGCAGGUUUGGGACUUCGCAUCCGCACAGCUGAUCAAGGAGCUGCGGGACCAACACUGCACCUUCCGCCUGCUGGGCACCCACAGCACCGUCGUCUUGGAAACGCGCCCCAUGGACGACACCCACAGCAACCUCUACGUCCAGGAGUGACAGCACCACCCGUGGGGGGGUCGGACUCACCCCCCGAGAAGCUGCUCUUCCCCAGAGAGUGCCCCCCCCCCGGGGCCAAGGACCCACCCAGCCAUGUGGGCCAGGACAGAGAAUCGGCCCCCGGUGCCCCCACACUGCACGGACUGGGGGGGGGCUGAGCACGCCCCAGGGGUGUCACCGUUUCACCCCCUUUUCCAUACUGUGUUUGUAAUUAUUCAGCCCCAAAAAAGUAGGAAAAUCC
Trachemys scripta elegans is the source of this 1957-nucleotide messenger RNA. It is a transcript of the gene MAP4K1, whose product is annotated as mitogen-activated protein kinase kinase kinase kinase 1. NCBI's taxonomy places the organism in Eukaryota, Metazoa, Chordata, Testudines, Emydidae. The record is from RefSeq and is a predicted model, not a curated record. Gene Ontology annotation, molecular function: MAP kinase kinase kinase kinase activity. The transcript has 19 exons. Bases 298 to 1716 code for a protein of 472 amino acids.